This is a messenger RNA of Arabidopsis lyrata subsp. lyrata, 1648 nucleotides long. Its product is annotated as protein trichome birefringence-like 43. Gene Ontology annotation, molecular function: O-acetyltransferase activity. The record is from RefSeq and is a predicted model, not a curated record. The transcript has 5 exons. NCBI's taxonomy places the organism in Eukaryota, Viridiplantae, Streptophyta, Magnoliopsida, Brassicales, Brassicaceae. The coding region runs from base 363 to 1463 and encodes 366 amino acids. Gene Ontology annotation, cellular component: Golgi apparatus.
AUAAAUAUAUAUGAUAUAUACAAAGAUAUAAACUUCCAUAUAUUAGUAUUAAAAAAAACUUCCACAUAUCUCUAGAUCUCCAGACCAAAACUGAAUCCAACGAAAAUGGAAACUGAUCCAUCUCCUUUCCUCAUUAAUAAAGAUUCUAACGUUCAUUUUACCAAUUAAGUACCGUAAGACAGAGAGAAAAUAUCUUUAAUUUAAGAAAAAAAUCUACAUGUAGAGAUAUUUUCUUAAAUUAGAGCCGAUAUAACAUAUACUACACAAACACGUCAUAUAUAUGCCGAUAUAUAUAAACAAAAGCCACACAAUUCUUCUUCUUCACCAAACCAAAAACGUUGACAACUUGUGUGAGUUUUGCAAUGAUGAGAGGUGCUGCUUCGACCGGAGUAGUAAUGGUCAUGGUUAUAAUGAUACUUGUGUUGUUAAACCAAACAGAGAGUGCUAGUGUGAAUGGUUCAUCACAAUCACAUAGAAAGUUUUGUAAUAUUUAUUUAGGAAGUUGGGUCUAUGAUAAAUCUUACCCUCUCUAUGAUUCCAAGACUUGUCCUUUCAUCGAGAGACAAUUUAACUGCAAGUCCAAUGGUCGCCCUGACAAAGAGUACCUCAAGUAUCGGUGGCAACCUUCCGGUUGCAAUCUCCCCAGAUUCAACGGCUUAGAAUUUCUGGGAAGGAUAAUGAAAGGGAAGAAACUGAUGUUCGUAGGAGAUUCACUGAGUCUAAACCAAUGGCAAUCUCUCACGUGUUUGCUCCACAACGUUGCACCAAACGUCAAUUCCAGCGUCACACGUUCCCCUUCUGGCCUCUCUGUCUUCUCAUUCCCCGCUUACAAUUCUUCGAUUAUGUUUUCAAGAAACGCGUUUCUGGUGGAUAUAGUCGGAGCCCCACCUAAGCGAGUGAUGAUGCUCGACUCCAUCUCGAGUGGUUCGUUGUGGAAAACCGCAGAUGUUUUGGUCUUCAACUCUUGGCAUUGGUGGCUUCACACCGGCCGAAAACAACCAUGGGACGCAAUUAUGUCCGGGAAUGUAACGGUUAAAGACAUGGACCGGUUAGUGGCAUAUGAGAAAGCAAUGAUGACUUGGGCUAAGUGGAUUGAUCAGAACAUUGAUCCUUCCAAAACCAAAGUCUUCUUCCAGGGUGUUUCUCCGGACCAUGGCCGCGCAAGCGAAUGGUCGAAACAAGGUGGCAAAGGCAGUUGCAUUGGAGAAACAAAGCCGAUUAUGGGAUCGAAGUACUGGGCGGGACCACACCGAGCGGAGAUGGUGGUGGCGAAAGUGAUAAAGACGAUGAAGAAUCCGGCGCGGUUAAUGGAUGUGACAUUAAUGUCUCAGCUAAGGAAAGAUGGACAUCCUUCAGUAUACGGGUUUGGCGGUCACAAGAUGCCGGAUUGUAGCCAUUGGUGUCUCUCUGGAGUCCCGGAUAGCUGGAACCAACUCUUGUAUUCUGAGUUGUUUCAUUCUUAAAAUUUUGAUGGUUAGAGUCAAAACAAAAUUCAUUAUAUGAUUUAUGUUGGUGUUGUUUUACCCAUUUAUUGAUGACCUAAACAUGUUUAUUUAGAUUUUCAUUUUCUUUUGUCAGUCAAAAUGUUUAAAAUUAGAACAAGACUCUUUGACUGGUUGAACAAUUUAUAAGAGAAGAAUUUACAAAA